AUGUCUUUGUCUAAAAGAUGGGGAGACUGGUUCUAUGCCUGGGGCUUGAGAGCUGAAAAUCCCAUGAAGAUUGAAUCUGAGUCCACCCACAUCUGCCCCAGGCUUUCAGAGCUGGGGGUCAUGACACUGGACCACAACCGGAAGGCAGUGGAGAGGAGGGGUGUACCUCUAGCAGGGCUGCUCUCUGACCCAGCAGGAGCUUGGGAUGGCACUGAGCAAGGUUACAGGAACUACUCUGUCCCUGUGCGUGAGCUCGCUAGGUGCCUCCUUCUGUUGCUAGCGGACAGCCCCUCACUGGGGCUUUCACCUUCACAACUGAACCCACUCGAGGACCUGGAGCUUCUCUUAACAGAAGGCCUAGCCAGUCCCGAGCCCUUGGGUGUGGAUACCUUAGAGAGGUAUGAGUGCAGUGGCCCGGCGUCCAGCUGCGUGGUCCCUGAACACGACACCCCUAAGCAGCGGAAACAGCUGGAGCAGUGGGUAGCUGAGCUGCAGGCUGAGGUAGUUCGCCUGAGGGCACACAGGGAACGCUGUGAGCAUGCCACACUCGGCCUGCUUCGUGAGCUGCUGCAGGUUCGUGCUCGUGUGCAGCUCCAGGCCUCAGAGCUGCGCCAGCUGAGGCAGGAAGUGCAACAAGUGGCCUGGAGCCCCGAGAAGGAGGCCUUAGAGCUGUCUGGGCCCCAGAGCCAGAACCAGAUACAAGCCCUGGAUAAAAGGCUGGUGGAGGUCCGAGAGGCUUUGACACAGAUCCGGAGGACACAGGUGUUACAGGACACAGAGCGGAAAUGUUCUGAGCAGGAGAUGAACCUCAGGCUGACCAAGCUGACUGACUUGCUGAGGCAAGAGGAACAGGGCCGGGAAGCAGCCUAUAGCACCCUGCAGAGGAACCAAGAGGAUACCAAUGAAAAAGUGGACCGUGGGUUGUCCAAGAUGCAGGACCAGGUGACUAAAUUCAGUGAGGAUAUGAGCAUCCGCUUCCUAAAGAGGGAGGCCAAACUGUGCAAUUUUCUUCAGAAGUGUUUCCUGGCCAUGGAGCAGAGAAUGAAGUCUUCAGAGAGCUCACGUCUGAUGGCAGAAAGCAGCCUUCGAGAGGAACUGGAAAGCCGCUGGCAGAAGCUACAUGAACUGACAGAGGAGCGCUUGCGGGCCCUGCGGGCACAUCGUGAGGAGGAGGAGGGUCACCUACUGGAGCAGUGCCGGGGCCUGGACAAAGCUGUAGUCUACCUGACCAAGUUUGUGCGACAGAACCAGGUGUCACUGAAUCGUGUCCUGAUGGCUGAGCAGAAGGCCCGGGAAGCCAAGGUGAGCUUGGAGGAGAGCCAGGCCGGAGAGCUGGCCUCGUACAUCCAGGAGAAUCUGGAGGCUGUGCAAACGGCUGGCAAGCUAGCCCAGCAGGAAACUCAGGGUGCACUGGAACUGCUUCAAGAGAAGAGCCAGGUCCUAGAAGGGUCAGUGGCAGGUCUGGACCAGCAGCUGAAGGACCUGAGUGACCAUUGUCUAGCUCUCAGCUGGAAGCUAGACCUGCAGGAGCAAACACUAGGCGUGAAGCUGUCUCAGGUGCAGGCUGCAUGGGAAGGCGUAGAGAGGGAGUCCCUGCAGAAUCUGGUCCGGUGGCUAAAAGAGGUCUCAGCUCACUUGCAGGAGGUGCAGGAAAAAGUGAACAACCUGCCACAGCAGAUAGAAAAUGUCUCCAACAAGUGUGUUCUUCACAAGAGUGAUGUGGACCUGAGGAUCUCUGCUGAGGGCAAGGCCAGAGAGUCUGAGGUUGAGGCUGUGCGACAGGAGCUAGCCACCCUGCUGAUGUCUGUGCAGUUUCUGAAGGAGGAGAACCCUGGACGGAAGAUUGCAGAGAUCCAGGGCCAGCUGGCCACGUUUCAGAAGCAAAUAAUCAAGUUAGAGAACAGCCUCCAGGCCAACAAGACCAUCCAGAACCUGAAGUUUAAUAACGAGACCAAGCUGCGGGCAGAAGAGAUCGCAACCCUGCGUGAGAGCAUGCUGAGCCUGUGGAGCGAGGAGGGCCCCUGGCCGCUGACACUGGGCAGCAAGCGGGUGUUCAUGUCCCUGGUGAGGCAGCGGUUCUUCAUCAAGGACAUAGCCCUGAGCGAGAUGGUCCCUGUGAACUCCUGGGGCGUGUAUCAGGCUGUGAGGUGGCUUCAGUGGAAGACAAUCCUCUUGAACCUGGUGGCCCACCAAAGGCCAGGAGCAAUCUCUGCGAUGACCUACUGGAAGCCUGCACCCAAGAUCCUGUCCCAGAAAUAAAGAUGCCAGUUCUUGUACCUGUUGGAGCCAGAGUUUCCUGUUGUCUGAUGGAACAGCUUUUCCGCAGCUCGGAGGCUUGACAAGGGUGUCAAGUAGUGAGAGGAACCAAAGUCACAAGGCCCAGGUUAUUUGACCCUGAAGGACCCUUUCUGCCCUGCUUAGCCCCAGGCCCUUUUAUCACUUUUCCUGGGAUUUCUAUACAGGGACACCCAGGCCACACCUGGGACCCACCCCAGCUGCCUCUGAGGACAAAUGUAAGGAGUAAGGACACAGGGUCCUCAGAUCAUCCUCAUCCCUGCCCAGCUGCCAUUAACACCGAAGUGCCACCAAGGAAGCCAUUUGUGAGCAUGAAUCCGGAGAGUCAGCAUCUGUGCUCCUCUGUGUGAUCAAGCAGUGUGUCCCUUGUGUCCCUCUUCUGGCCUCUCAAGAAAACCUGCACUUUGCACACAGCUCCCAGCCCUUGCCACCAGCCAAGCACAGGGCAUGGCACAUGGAAUCAUCAGCUCUGGCCCUGCAGAGAGAGACAGCAGGGAGGGCUGGCCUUUGCUACUGACUUGAGUCUUGGUGCUGGCUUGGUAAAGAAUGGGUCUCCCCAGAUGGACGUGUGCAAACGACUCAUUGUUCUUGCCUGAGUUCUGUCCACUUCCUGUGGGCAGAGUUCUGAGACCUGAUGGGGUCAUCCGAGAACUGGUAGCCAGGUGUGGCUGGGUCUAGACAAGCGUUUGCUCUCCCUCCUCAGUGCUGGCAGUGGCAGUUCUAGGCUUGGGAUAAGCUCAGGUCCCCUGGGGAGAGCCAACUGCAUGGCUGCUUGAAGAGACCCACUAGGGAGGUGCCUGGGCAACAAGGAGAGGCUGGGUGCCUGAGAGAGGACCACUGCUGCCC
This is a messenger RNA of Alexandromys fortis (reed vole), 3141 nucleotides long. RefSeq names its product coiled-coil domain containing 154 (gene Ccdc154). The transcript is spliced from 17 exons. The coding region runs from base 1 to 2259 and encodes 752 amino acids. Lineage: Eukaryota; Metazoa; Chordata; Mammalia; Rodentia; Cricetidae. Gene Ontology annotation, biological process: bone mineralization involved in bone maturation. The record is from RefSeq and is a predicted model, not a curated record.